GUUCCUGCUAUUCAGCAGAAAAGAACUGUAGCAUUUCUAAACCAGUUUGUGGUUCACACAGUGCAGUUUCUCAACCGCUUUUCUACUGUUUGUGAAGAGAAAUUGUCAGCGCUCUCUCUCCGUAUCCAACAAAUUGAAACAACACUCAAUAUUUUGGAUGCAAAGUUAUCCUCUAUUCCUGGCCUAGAAGAUGUCAAAUUUGAAGUGUCCAGUGCAAAUGCGAAUAGUGUUACAAAUGGUCCUGUGGCACAAGCUACUACGGAUCAACAGACAGCUGUGUCGCCUCAAUCUGGACAGAACAAUAUACAUGAAGAAGGGUUACAGAAAACGGAGGUAGUAACAGAAAACGUCAGAACUGUGGCCAAGGAUCCCAGAUAUGCCAGAUAUCUCAAAAUGGUACAAGUGGGUGUUCCUGUAAUGGCAAUACGAAACAAAAUGAUUUCUGAAGGGCUAAAUCCAGAUCUUCUUGAGACCCCAGAUGCCCCUGUGCCUGCCUGGGGAGAUGAUGGGAAUGCAGAAGACAGUUCUGAUAGUGAAUCUUCAUUUAGUGACUAAAGAGACUGAUUUCAGCCUUUGGAAACCUCUGUUAAGUGCUAAUGUGUUUGGAGCUUUAGCAGAUAACGGUUUUGCACCGGUCACAUGGGUGACGUGAUUUAUCUGACAGCAUUUUUAAGGACUAAGAUCCUCCAUGUUCUCUCCCAGAAAGUUCAAACAGGCAGCAUGUUUCAACGUGAACCUUUCCACCGUGAAAAUUAGUUGUGAGAUCCUUGCAAUUUUUAUGCUGCAACAUUUCAGAUUCCUUUCUGAUUCUUCUG
This is a messenger RNA of Pelecanus crispus (Dalmatian pelican), 815 nucleotides long. The record is from RefSeq and is a predicted model, not a curated record. NCBI's taxonomy places the organism in Eukaryota, Metazoa, Chordata, Aves, Pelecaniformes, Pelecanidae.